AUGGUGACAGCUCGACAAGUGGAGCCAGCCGGUGACGUGCAAGGCGUGAGCAAAAGGUUUUUGCGCCUUGUCGUCAGCAACGACGCGGAACUCGGCUACAAGCGCGUAGCGGAAGAACGACUUAUUGGAAUCGAGAAGAUCUACGAGGAGCUUAAAGCAGUCAUGAGGAAUUUCAAGCUCGACGAACGCGAGAUUGGCUGUCAAAAGCUGAGCGACAUUUUCGGGAGGAUGGUGGAAAAGGACAACGACGUAGCGACUCUCAUGGGUCUAGAAGGCGUGACUGGUUCACAAGCGCGUGAUAUCCUACGCUACAUCGAAGAGUUCAUCAGAGCAGACAAAUUUGAUUUUACGCCAAGUGAUGCCUACAAUUUUAUGAUGAGGCGUAGCAAACUCCACGAGACUGCAAGUGCUUACGCCCACCUGUACGAGAAGUUCCGCGAACACAAGAAGUUUUUCUUGAGUCUCCAAUGGCACUGGAUCGUGUACAACAAAGAUUUUUGGGCGGCCAAGGAGGCACUGGAAACGAACGCGAUUAAAGACGCUGCAACAAAUUAG
Messenger RNA from Peronospora matthiolae, 555 nucleotides. Lineage: Eukaryota; Oomycota; Peronosporomycetes; Peronosporales; Peronosporaceae. The record is from the annotation of a GenBank genome assembly.